AUCGCUCGCAGUUCGUUGGCGCAAAAUCGUUACAAAAAUUUGAAUUCAGUGUUCAGUUCCUUUCACGAUGGCCGAAAAACCCAAGUGCAAGUACCGCAAGGCAUUCCUUCGUGACGUUGACAUCCCACUCGCGACCAGCAACGCCCGCGUCCUCAAACCAUCGGCCGGAACCAACCAACAACAGCAACAAGCCAACGUUGCCCAACCGCCAAAGCAAACCAAAUCCAUCCUCAAGCGGACCAGCCUCGUUUCGACUACUCGACCUGCUCCGGCCCAUUCCAGCAAGUUCAAACAGCCGGAGCUGCACACCGCCCUCAACGUUCAAAAGCAGAUCGAGAAGGUUCAGGGUGCAAAGGUCAAAGCCCCCGCCAGCAUCGGUGAACUAACGCCAAAGAGUCAGAAAUUUGUGCGGAAUCAGAUCACCCGCAAGCUCAACUUCCAGCACGACGACAACGUGUUCAAGGGUCUGGUGCCGGUCAACGUGAACGAUUCCGUCCUCAUUCCCGCCCGGAAGCGACCGUUGCGCAGCAAGUUCGUGGCCAAGGAGAAGCGCGACCCGGAGCCCGAGCUGGCCGACUUUCUGCGGCCCAUCGCCAAGUGCAGCAUCGAGUUCGAGCCGUACCUGCCGCCGGAACCGGCCCCGCGCCGGCCAAACUUUGACAACUUUGCCCACAUUAUGGACGUGUUCGGGAAGAUCGAUGUGGGGGCGUGAAGGAAACUCGUGAUUGUGUUAAGUUAUGACUUACGACAGUAUAUGUAUUAAG
Culex quinquefasciatus (southern house mosquito) is the source of this 764-nucleotide messenger RNA. RefSeq lists its product as uncharacterized. Lineage: Eukaryota; Metazoa; Arthropoda; Insecta; Diptera; Culicidae. The transcript has 2 exons. Bases 68 to 712 code for a protein of 214 amino acids. The record is from RefSeq and is a predicted model, not a curated record.